AUGGGUCCCCUGGCCCGGAAGGAAGCGGGAAACCAGUUCUGCAAGGAAGGGAAAUGGCACGAAGCCGCAGAGGAGUACACCAAGGGCCUCGACGAGUGCGAUGAGAACUUCCCACCGGAUCAGAGAGGGCUUCUUCUGGCGAACCGGAGCCAGUGCUGGCUCAAGCUGAGUGACUUCCAGAAGGGGCUGGACGAUGCCAAUGCAUGUUUGGAGUUGCUGCCGGAGCAUGUGAAGUCCCUCUUUCGCCGCGCCACCGCCCUGGAGCAGCUCGGGCGCGAGACGGAGGCCCUUUCGGACUUUGCGCGCGUGGCGCGCGUGGAUCCCGGGUGCGCCUCGCAGUUGCUCAAGCGGCCUCUGCGCAGCGCGGCGCAGUGCCACAUCAGAGAUUGGUCUUGGUUUUUGAGCAUGUUCGACUUCGAGGACAUCGAAGCCGACGUUGAGCGCAAAGGCGUUGACGCCUGGCAGGAGACCGCGCAGGGCGGCGGUCUUGGCGCGGGCACCGUGCCGAGCGGCCCGGGCUUCGCCCACCGCCGGCCCGGCGCCGCCGCCAUCGAGGUGGGGAAGAAGGUGAUCAUCCGCAGCGCGCCGGGCGCCCCGGAGUUGGAGGAGAAGAUCGGGGAGAUCAUGGCUUUUGAGGGAGGCGAGUACUCCGUGAAAGUCAUGAACUUGACGGGCGGUUACGUGCCUGGAAGGGCCUUGAACGAGGGCUCCCACAUGAGGCUUUUGGGUCCCGAGAGCCUCGAGUUGCACCCGGAUCAAGUGGAAAAGGAUCGCCAGGCCGCCGAGGACGGGGCGAUCGUCUUGCUGGGCGGAGGCGAGGCGGAGCGGGCAGCGCGCGAGGCGCUCUACUCUCUCUCGAUCGAUCCGAAGCACUGCUACGACAAGGCCGUGGAGCGCAUCCUGGCCGCAAGGCACGAGUUCGAGGUCUUGAACUUGGAGGCGAAGUGGUACGGGAGUGACUUGAGCCUGAUCAAGAGGGCUUACAGGCGGAUCAGCGUGGGCAUCCACCCGGAUAAGAACAGCCACCCGCAGGCCGUGGACUGCUUCAGGAAGGUCUAUGGGGCUUUUGAGACGUUGAUGGACAAGAAGCAGCAGUGGCGCUUGCUUUUCAUCCUCAACAAACUCAAGGAGGACGAGGUAAGCUUGUACGAGCUGGAGGCGGAGGAGGAGGAGCGCUUCGAGUGGUGGCUGGAAGCCAACGUUCCGGAGAUCGAGAAGCAGGCCGCGGAGAUCGAGGGAGGGGAGUUUGAGGAAAUUGGCGAGAAGUGGAUCUCCGAUGGCACGGGUGGCAAUGUGAAUGACGUAAAGUGGGCUGGCAUGGCCGAGAGUCUACGGCUCCACGCCGAGGAUAAGGCUGUGUUUAUCGACUGUCGGGAGCGUUUUGAGUUCGAGAUCGAGCACAUUGACGGGGCCUUCAACAUUCCCAUGCGGGAGUUUGUGGACUUCGGUCUCGCCGGCGUCGCUGGGCCCUGGGUGAAGGAGGUCCUGAAACGGAAAGACCAGCCCGUGAUCAUCUACAGCGAGGUGGCGACACCCUUUUCGCGCUGCCGGGCCAUGUGCCGAUGGCUGCUGCGUGCUGGCUCCAAGUCCUUGCCCGCCGAGCGCUUGCGCAGGCUGCGGGGUGGCAUGUUCGGCUGGCGGCACAAGAAGGGGAAGAUUGUCCUUGCGAUCAAGGACAUCACCCCGGAGCAGAAGGCUGCCUUGUACAGGGACAGCGCCAAGCAGAUCGGAGCCCUGAAACUUGGCCUUGGAUCUCCGGUGAAUCUCCGCGUGCGCGUGCGCUGGUUCGAGGAGCGGUGCGCGAAGGUUCCGGGAGGCGGAGGCGGGCCUUGCGCCAUGCUGCACGACUCUUCCGGGGGCAUCCUGACGUUGCUGACGACGAAAGAGCAGAUCGCUCUGUGCCGCGAGGCGGCCAGCAAGCAGGGAUCGCUGUUGGUGCGCGGAGCCACCUGUGAGCUGAGCUCCGACAAGCACUUGGUGGCGAGGCUGGGCCCCGAGGCGACGUUGGAAAGGAGCGACCGCGACUUCACCUUCGGCUUCGAUGCCAAGAACGUCUCGGAGGAAGUGCGUGCACUGGAGCCGGAGGAAGAGGAGGAACCGCCCGGCCGUGGAAUCGGCCCAGCGCCUCCGGGCGGCGAUCUCCCGAAGGAGCUUGUGGAGCAAAGCCUCCCGGCGCGCCUGGCCGCGACGCUCCGGGCACAAACGACCCAGGAGGAGGAGCAGCGAGACGCCUGCGACAAAGUUCGAGCGGCGGUCUUGCGCGGAGAGGCAUCGUCUCUGCUGAGCCAUGGAGUUCUGGAGGCUUUGCUGUCUUUGGGAGACGCAGAGCAAACAUCGCCGGAGAUCCGCCAGGCGUGCCUUCGAAGUCUUUGCCUCAUCGCCUCGGGCAGAGAUCGCGACGACUUGGAGGCGGCAGACGCACGGAUGCAGAUGCGGGGCAAGCUGGACACGCCCAGCCCGGCGGCAGCUGAUUCGAGGUCCCGGCUCCGUGCGGCGCUGCGCGAGGAGGGCCACGGCCUGCUUCGGCGCUUGGGGAAACGUUGCAGGGGCCAUGGAGGAUCGCUCAGUCAGCUUGCCCUCCUCUUGAGUUACUGUCAGGAGCCCGAGGACGAGGCUGCCCUGGAGCUCCUGGCAGAGGCUCUGGACGUCGACGAGGCCGAGGUCUCCAAGGCCGCGCUGGUGUCGCUGAACGCCAUCUUUGAUGCUCGCCGCCAGCAGGGCUCUUCAGGCAAGGCCGUGGUCUUCAACCCAGGCCUGCGCCAAUGCCUCGAGGUUGGCCUCAAUGUGACGGAUCACCAGGAGCUCCUUCACGGCUUCCUUGCCGAGGUCUUCACACUGCUGGCCGACAACGACGAUCGGCCAAGGGAGCUUCAGGUGGAUGUGCCGGGAGUCGGCUUGCGACUGCUGGAGCCUUUCCUCCAAUCCCAGGAAGCCUCGCUGCUGCGCAACGGCCUUGCGGGCCUUGCCUGCCUGCUGGCCUCCAGGGCAAAGGAUGCAGCGCUGAUUCUGCAGAUGUCGGCCGUGCCUUUGUCUGCGGUGCUCAAUGCAUUGGCCCGGCCCGUUCCAGGCCCCGAAGGACGCGAGUCCCAGGGCCACGCGGCGGAGUGCUUGCUGCUCGCAGCCAGCGACUCCCGGACGAGACAGAGAUGGAUCGAGGGAGGAGGCAUUGACGUGAUUCUCAAUGCUCUCAGCAACACCGAUCGUGGAAUUCGUCGUGAGCUGGUAGAUGCAAAGCUGGUUGCCGUGCUGGCAAUCAUGGCCGCUCACAACAAGGACGUCCGAGACGAGAUCUUCGAUCGGGUGGACUUCAUGAUGGAGCUCCGCUUUGCUGUGGACGUGGCUGGCGAGAGAGCUCGCACCGCCCAGACGCACGAACAGCAGCGGCAGGCGCGCAGGCUCUGCGCUGGCUUGUACGAAAGCUUCGCCGUUCUGGCCAUCCAUGGCGAGUUCAAGGAGCGGCUCAUUGCGUCGAAGAAGACGCUCGGUGCCUUGCAGGCCUUGGCGAAGGAGGAGGAGCCACCGGUCACCGGGCUCUCUUCCUCACAGCGUUACGUGAAGAGAAGACGGCCUAGAAAGGGCUCCCUGAAGGUCCUGAAAUGGAGGGGAUAUUUAUGA
Molecule: messenger RNA, 3615 nt
Organism: Symbiodinium sp. CCMP2592
Lineage: Eukaryota; Dinophyceae; Suessiales; Symbiodiniaceae
Source: the annotation of a GenBank genome assembly